Molecule: messenger RNA, 1541 nt
Organism: Pseudomyrmex gracilis
Lineage: Eukaryota; Metazoa; Arthropoda; Insecta; Hymenoptera; Formicidae
Product: thiamin pyrophosphokinase 1
Exons: 5
Coding region: 22-843 (273 amino acids)
Biological process (GO): thiamine diphosphate biosynthetic process; thiamine metabolic process
Molecular function (GO): ATP binding; thiamine diphosphokinase activity; thiamine binding
Source: RefSeq, a predicted model, not a curated record
UGCGUCGUCCGAAUCCGCGGGAUGCAACCGGAAUCAUCGCAGCGCAACGAAACGUCAUGGGAUCCGAUCAAUGUGUUUCAUCAUGGCACGCAAUGCAAAUACGCGAUUGUCGUGCUGAACUGUCCGAUAUAUUGGAAGCACAGCGUGUUGCUGCAACUCUGGCAAAACGCUCAAAUCACCGUUACCGUGGACGGCGGGACCCACAGAUGGCUCAGAUACUUGGAGGAGCAAGAGAUAGAUCUGAUCAGUGGCGAACACGAGCAAUACGUGCCCGGUCUCAUUACGGGGGAUUUGGAUAGUUGUUCGCACGCGCUUCUGAACAAGCUGAGAAAUAUGGGAUCUGUUGUCGUACAGACACCUGAUCAAGAUAACACAGAUUACACCAAAGCCCUGCUGCAAGUCGGACAUUACGCCAAGACAAGAAAUCUAGAGUUGGAUGAAAUAUACGUGCUUGCAGAAACGUCGGGGAGAUUUGAUCAUAUCAUUGGCAAUAUCAAUACCUUGUACAAAUGUGAUAAGCUUGUGGGUGAUAUAAAGGUGAUACAAUUUGCGAGAAAUUCUUUAACGUGGAUUUUAAGACCCGGUUUGCACAAGAUACGUAUACCGGAAAUUCUGGUGCAGCAACAAUCUUGGUGCGGUUUACUGCCGUUUGGAUGUCCAGCUAGUCGCAUAACAACGACUGGUUUGAAAUGGAAUUUAAAUAACGGAACUAUGGAGUUCGGCGGGUUAGUAAGUACUUCGAACACGUAUAGCAAUUCCGAAGUAACCGUGGAUACGGACACGCCAAUAAUCUGGACUAUGGGCAUAGAACCUCUCGGAGAGAUGAAUAACGGAACGUCGUAACAUUAUUGUUAUCAAAAUAGCACACACAAAUGUUUGUCGCACGCGGGACACGGGUUUUAAAUUUAAAAAGAAAUGCUCAACACCGAGAUAUUUAAAGUACGUUUGGAUAAACGAUGAGACAAAGUUGGGAAAGUAUUUCUCUUGCUUUGAAUUUGUCAAACACUUAAUCUUCGGUAAUCUAACUACUGAUUUUGUGUACUUAUGUAACAAUUUUACGUAUACAAAAGCGAGAAACGAUGUUUUAGCCGUUUAGUUGUUCCUUCCAAAAAAAACUUACAACUUUAAUUUAAAGUAUCACGUUAAGUCCAGUUGUAAUCCCAGUGCAAAUUGUAACGCUGUCAGCAUAAGUACAUUUGUGAAGUUACAUAUAUUUUUUAUAGACAGAUUUUAUCGUUCACGUUACACAUUUAACAGAGUACAAACUGUAUGCGUAAUAAAAGUAUUUAAUUUUUUCUCAUAAUGUGACUUGAUAGUAUCACGCGCGUUAUGUGCGCGUUUGUUAUCGCGCAGCGCAUUUACCAGCCAAGUCUCGAAUAUGUGCGUAGUUGUGAUGUUAUACACAUUCCUUUAGACCGAUAUUAGUUGAGAUGAAUAUAAAUUGCAGCUUGUAACGUUAGAUUUCCGAUUGAUAUUGACGGAUCCACCGAAACCAAAGCUACGACGAGGCCACAUGACAACUUAAUGAUUAAUUAAAACAC